GUCCUCCAUUGCCACCUAUCAAAAAACUACCCCUUUUCUUCCGCAGAGAGGCUUCUUCUUUAUCCCAAAACUUCAGAGUUCAGACGAUGGAGAAGCAGAGGAGUUUCUCCAUCAAGCCCACAAGACUUCUGGUCUUCUCCUUCACCAUAUCUUCCUCCCUCCUUCUUGUCUUUUUCUUCUCCAUCUGGGUUCUUAAUCGCACCCCUCUAAUUCCUCAAGCAACCCAACUUCAGUUCAACGAGUCGUCUUUAAGUUUGGGGUUCAAAUCCCUUCAAGUUCAGGCGUUUGCAGGUUUUAACAAGAAUUUUACUUACCAUGCGGCAAGAAACACAACUCCUGUAGAUACCCAUUUCAGGAUACCUGACAUUUCUUCUGGGAAUAGUGUCGCUUCAGUCAUCGGGAAGGUUCAGAUAAAAGAGAAUGAGUAUGGGGUUUCGGAUGGAGGUAACCAAAGUGAGGUCGGAAAAGGUACUUCGGCCACAAAAAGUUACAGCAAAAAUGAUGAUAAUUCGUCUAAGAGAAUUGAUGCUUCAAGCGAUGAGAGGAUUGGAGAGAAGAUGACUAGUAAAUGUGACAUUUCAAAUGGGAGGUGGGUUUUUGAUGAGAGCUAUCCCCUGUAUACAAAUGGUUCGUGUCCCUUCGUGGAUGAAGGUUUUAGUUGUCAGGUUAAUGGAAGACCGGAUAAGGAUUACUUCAAGUGGAGAUGGCAACCACAUGACUGUAAUAUCCCAAGGUUCAAUGCAGUGAAAAUGUUGGAACUGCUCAGAGGGAAGAGGUUGGUUUUUGUGGGUGAUUCGAUUAACAGAAACCAAUGGGAAUCCAUGUUGUGUUUAUUAAAAGGAGCCAUCAAAGAUCCAAAGCGAGUUUAUGAAACUCAUGGGAGGAGGAUCACUAAGGAGAAGGGAAAUUACAGUUUCAAAUUUGUGGACUACAAAUGUACAGUUGAAUACUAUGUUACCCAUUUCUUGGUCCAUGAGAGCAAGGCAAGAGUUGGGCAGAAGCGGGUGCCUACAUUGAGAAUUGAUUCCAUUGACAGGGGCACUUCAAGAUGGAAGGGAGCUGAUAUUCUUGUUUUCAACACUGCACAUUGGUGGUCACAUUACAAAACAAAAGCUGGGGUGAAUUACUACCAGGAGGGCGACAAAGUUCAUCCCCAUUUGGAUGUCUCUGUGGCUUUUAGAAGAGCCCUGAUAACCUGGGCAUCAUGGGUCGAUAAACAUAUAAAUCCACACAAGACUCGAGUAUUCUUUCGAAGUUCAGCCCCUUCACAUUUCAGGGGCGGCCAGUGGAACUCUGGGGGACACUGCAAGGAGGCCACCCAACCCCUCAACAAUAUUUCAGGAAUAAAUUACCCUGAAAAGAAUAUAAUUGCUGAAGAAGUCAUAAAGCAAAUGAAAACUCCUGUAAUUUUAUUGAAUAUUACUAAUUUGUCAGAAUAUAGGAUAGAUGGUCACCCAUCUGUAUAUGGAAGAAAACCAGACAAGGGUUCAUCUUCAAGUGUUCAAGAUUGUAGCCAUUGGUGCCUUCCAGGCAUUCCUGAUACAUGGAAUGAAUUGUUGUACUUCUAUUUGCUAUAUAAAGAAAUACAGAGUUCCACUUAAUAAAUUGGUAAGGACAAUAUUUAUGUAUCUAAUACUUAUUCUUUUUA
Messenger RNA from Nelumbo nucifera (sacred lotus), 1648 nucleotides. Its product is annotated as protein trichome birefringence-like 6. The record is from RefSeq and is a predicted model, not a curated record. Gene Ontology annotation, cellular component: Golgi apparatus. Gene Ontology annotation, molecular function: O-acetyltransferase activity. Lineage: Eukaryota; Viridiplantae; Streptophyta; Magnoliopsida; Proteales; Nelumbonaceae.